Bipolaris oryzae ATCC 44560 is the source of this 1881-nucleotide messenger RNA. Its product is annotated as glycoside hydrolase family 1 protein. Gene Ontology annotation, biological process: carbohydrate metabolic process. Lineage: Eukaryota; Fungi; Ascomycota; Dothideomycetes; Pleosporales; Pleosporaceae. The coding region runs from base 1 to 1881 and encodes 626 amino acids. The record is from RefSeq and is a predicted model, not a curated record. The transcript has a single exon. Gene Ontology annotation, molecular function: beta-glucosidase activity.
AUGAGACCUCGGAAUCUCUUGGUCUGCGGAGCUGUGGCUCUUGGCCAGCAAGUCUACGUCCCCGCCCAAGGGCCAGUCUCGAGACCGCAAUGUGCCGCGAAUAACAGCUACGCAACUGCGCUUCCCGUAUACAGCUUCCGGGAGUUCAGUCUCACGCAGACUGAAACCGUUCGUACAGCCACCUCAAUUCCCUCGCCAACAGCUACAACGAUUUAUGCACCACCCUACCAAUCUCUCAGCAGCCUUGUGCCCGAUCUGGCAACGACACAAUGGGGAAACUGGUAUCCUGGAUCCAACGCUACUGCUACAGACACUGCCAGUCCAUACGGAAACGCUUCCUGGUCUGCUCUCUGGGCAACAGUUCCCUGGGUAAAUUUUACUCGAGGCAUCUACUCUACUACUGUGUCGCCAACUCCAGUACCAACUAGUGAGCUUAUCUUGCCUCCACCUGAGCCUCUGGUUCCCCAGAGUUGCUACUAUUUCCCAGCCGACUUUAUGCUCGGUGUUGCCGCAUCAGCAGUCCAAAUUGAGGGUGCUAUCGCCGACGAGGGUCGGACGCCAGCCCACAACGAUGUUGCCAGCCUUAACAACCCAGGCCAAUCGCCAAACUGGGUAGCCAAUGAAAACUACUAUCUCUAUAAGCAAGAUAUUGAGCGUAUCGCAUCAAUGGGCGUAAAGUACUACCGCUUCUCUAUUCCCUGGACACGUAUCCUACCUUUUAUUCUCCCGGGUACACCGGUCAACGAGCCAGGCCUUGCGCAUUAUGACGAGCUCAUCGACUUUGUGCUGGAAAAAGGCAUGCUGCCGGCUAUCGUCAUCUACCACAACGAUAGUCCAUUCCAAUUCUUCUCCAACAUCAGCAGCGUGUUCAUCAAGCCAGGUACUGGCGGAAUUGGCUACCUGGACAGUUGCUUCCAGUGCAGCUACAAGAACGUGACAUGGGAAGAUGCAUUUGUCAACUAUGGCAAGAUCCUCAUGACGCAUUUUGCCGACCGCGUCCCUAUCUGGUGGUCUUACAACGAGCCGCUCCUCGGCUCUAGAAAUGGAAAGUCUGUUGAUUCUGUCAUCAAAUCGCACGCCAGACUAUACCACUUUUACAAGGAAGAAAUUGGCGGUAAAGGUAAAUUCUCCUUUACCCUCAGUGACAACUUCGGCGUUCCCCGUGAUCCAAACAACCCCGCCGACGUCGACGCCGCCAACCACUUCAACGAGUUCCAACUCGCUACCUUCGCCAACCCCAUCUUCCUCGGAAAAGACUACCCAGAAGCCUUCAAAAUGAGCAUCGCAGACUACGUGCCCCUCAGUAAAUCCGACCUCGACUACAUCAACGGCACCUCAGACUUCUUCUCGAUCCAGCCCUACACCGCCACCGUCGUCAGCCCGCCACCCAACGACACCAUCGCCGACUGCGCCGCAAACAUUACUCAUCCCUUACGCCCUUACUGCGUAACCCAAAGCCAACAAACCACCACAGGAUGGAACUUUGGCUACCGUAGCCAAUCCUACGUCUACAUCACCCCUUCCUACUUCCGCACCUACCUCUCCUACCUCUACAAUACCUGGCGCCACCCCGUCGCCGUAACCGAAUUCGGUUUUCCCGUCUUCGCCGAGGCCCAAAAGACGCAAGCUGACCAGGAAUUCGACAGCCCCCGCUCCCAAUACUACCAGACCUACCUCAACGAGGGUCUCAAAGCUAUUUGGGAGGAUGGCGUAGAGUUUAUAGGUGCAUUUGCUUGGAGCUGGGCAGAUAACUGGGAGUUUGGCGACUACAAUCAGCAGUUUGGCAUUCAGACUGUCAAUAGAACGACGCAGGUGAGGAGGUAUAAGAAGAGUUUUUUCGACUUUGUCGAUUUUAUCGAGAGUAGGCGGCAGAAGGCUUGA